Molecule: messenger RNA, 312 nt
Organism: Aspergillus lentulus
Lineage: Eukaryota; Fungi; Ascomycota; Eurotiomycetes; Eurotiales; Aspergillaceae
Source: RefSeq, a predicted model, not a curated record
AUGGGGCCGAGCGAUUUCUGGAAUGCAGAACAGGUCGAGAAAGUCUUCUUGCCUGAAUGUGAAGCUAUCAUAAGAAAUGAGAUCAAGGGAGUGGAUCAGGUUUACAUUUUUGACUGGAAGCUAAGGAAGAAGAAAAGCGAAAAAGACCGGCAAGCUAAAAACAGAAAAUUGCUCAGUCGAGCUCGACAAGUCCAUGUAGACACCCUCCUAACUGUAGAUCAACCCCAAACACCCACGAUGGAACGCAUUCGCAGCCAUCUCCCUGAACAGGCCCAGCACCUUCUAUCCGGCCAAGUGCAAAUGGUAAAGUGA